CGUUUAUUAUCUAUCAGCCAAUCAUGGCCCGUUGUCCCAGAAUACAUUGCAUCACAAACUGCACGCGCGAACUAUGUACACUGUAGUGAGGUAUUGUUGGAAACUGCGCGAUUUAAACUUCACUGAAGGCAUAAACUACCGGUAAAUCUUGGAGCUUAAGAGGCCAGUAAUGACCACAAGCAACAGCUGUUCAAUACUUCAAGAUGUCGUUGCCUAUGUUGAUGUGUGGUCAUCAGACAAAACAGCAAACUAUUCAAAGCCAUUUGUUCAGCAGCUGCAAAAAAUGGGAGCUCAGGUAUCAAAAACAUUCACUAAACAAGUCACACAUGUAGUCUUCAACAAUGGCCAUCCAGCUACAUGGAGGAAAGCCAAGAAAAGUGAUGUGAGGCUCGUCUCGGUUCUCUGGGUGGGCAGAUGUUACGAUGACGGUGUGCGUGUGGAUGAGGAGUUGUAUCCAGCCAUGGAUGAAACUAAUCCAGUUUUAAAGAAUAAGAAACAUCGUUGCAUGCAGCCUAAAGAUUCUCCAGAGAGGACACCUGAAAAUGACAGACGCAUGAGGAGAAAAUUAGACAAGAUGAUGAAAGACUUAGCUCCAAAACAACCUCUUGUUGCAGAUGUGUCACCUAUCAUUAUUGAUGAAGAGAAUGGAAUAGUCUAUAGCCCUGCAUUGAAAAGAUCAGACUACAUGGCACAACGUUUGAAAGACAUGAAAGAGAAACGGGAAAACCUCUCGCCCACAGCUUCACAAAUGAUAGAAUCCUGCUCACCCACCAGCCCGAAACUUUCCCUUGGGAGCACACCAACUGUCCUCAAAUUAAUGUACGACCAGUCAGAUGAGGAUUCCAGUGCUUCUGCUGCUGAACCUGCCUACUCACCUGAUAAGGAAGAAGGGAGAACACAACAUGAAAAUACUGACCAUGACCAUCUUGAACAGCGGCACAGGAAAACCUCUGAGAAGCCCUGGUUGUCCCCCUCCAGUGAUGUGCCAAAAAGGAUUUCAAGUGCUGUGAAAUGUCCUGAUUUCAGUGACAAAGAGGACAAACACAGGACUGGACCAACAAAGUCACAAAGGACCUCAGUCAGAAAAAAGUCAGCAGAGAAACGCAGAUCUGUAGGUUUAAUAGAGAGCCCUCGCUGGGGUAAGGAAUCUGAAAGCAGCGCGAACUUUAUUGAAGAAAAAAGGCGAUCAAGCCCAUCACCUAGCAAAUCUGAAAAGGGAAAAAGAAGAAUAAAAGCAACUAAAUCUUUUACAGAGACUAAGACCCGUUUUUCCCCUGACGCUGUGAACUCUUCUAGUGGUGUCUCAUCGUUGCCAAAGUUCGAUGAUGCUGCAGAUCUGUCAAAAGAAACUUCUUCUCCAUUACAGAAAAUGAAAGAGAAAACACCCAAACCUGCCAGACCAUCAUUUUCUGCGUUGAUACGAUCUUUCACUCCAUCAGGUGAUUCUAAAUGUGUUGCCUCAGUUUCCAUGGAUGGAGACGAUGAUGUGUUUGAGGACUAUUUCUCCCCAGCUAACCACCACCAGCGAUCAAAAAGACCUCUUUUGCCUUAUGUACCUGUCAAGGGAGAGACUGAGAUCCCUUUUGAGUUGGAUCCUGUUCCUAAGAAGAGAAAACAAAGAAGAAGUGAAAGCACUGGAUCUGAACAUAACACUAAAAAGAAGAAGAAACUGGAAGGAAGUCAGACAGGCAAAAAUCACGAUCAACAGUCUGAUGCAGGCAGCGAGCCUCAAAGUAAUCUUCAACAGGAUUUGAAAGAACCUGUAGACAGUCAAAGUGUUAAUGUUACGCUUGUGGCUAAAAGGCGAAGACAAAGCACCUUGCCAUUUACGCGCACCAGUACAACAAGUGAUGCAGCAAAACAUAGAAGAGCAUCUACGUCAGUACUACCAACAGUGGUAACGGAGGAUAGCGCAGUGUCGGAGCUGCAGAAAAGCUCUGAUGUCUGUGUCCUUUCUCGUACCUUGCAAAUGUGUGGUAGACUGGCACUGUGUCCAGGGGGUGACUUGGAUCUCACCCAGAGCAUACUGAGGCACGAUCCCCAAGACCCUGAGCAGGGUAGAGGAAAUGAAUGUACAGUUGCAGUUGGUUCAGCUGAGAGCCCCUCUGAAGGUGAAGAAAAUCACAAUAAGCAAGUCAGCUUGAGUCUUCAGAGAAUGGUCAACAAAACAAAGGCCAUGAGAACAUUGGUCAUGACAAGCAUGCCCACUGAAAAGCAACAUAUAGUGGGACAGCUGGUGAAAGCCCUUGGCGGGUUUUCAAUUGUUGACCAAGUUUGUGAGACCACAACUCAUGUGGUGUCUGGUGGUCACAGACGGACUGUCAAUAUUCUGUUGGGCAUCGCUCGCGGCUGCUGGAUCCUCUCUUUUGAAUGGAUUCUCUGGUGUUUGGAACAAGGGCAGUGGAUUCCUGAGGAACCGUACGAACUUUCAGACCAAUUCCCUGCGGCACAGAUCUGUCGUCUCCAGAGGCACCUGUCUGCCGGGGAGCACCAGCAGGACCUGUUUCAAAACCAGCCCACUAUGUUUGUGUCCCAGCACUCCCAGCCGCCCACUCAUAGUCUGGUGGAGCUGAUCCAGCUUUGUGGAGGAACAGUCUGCAAAACUGUGCGGCAGGCGGGUAUCUGUAUAGGGAAAUACAGCGGCAGGAGACCAGAGGGAAGCAGGAUCUUGUCUGAGCAGUGGGUUCUGGAUAGCAUCACACACUUGAAGCAGCUGUCAUAUGAUAACUACGACUUGGAGUGAGGUUCCUUUUUUUUAUGUGAUGUUGUGUUUUAUUAGUUUUAUGAUGGACAGUGCCUGGUCACAUAACCUCAGUUUCUAUCUUUCAGUGUUGCUUUUGUGCAAGUUUAUCAUCUUGCUUUACCAUUGUGUUCAGAGGCUGUGCAUAAAUCCUCUCAAAUAUUCCCUUUUCGAAGGAAAUUUGGAAACAUGUUACUUCCUCUUGACCAUUCAACAACCAUUUAACUUACUGUGAAACAUGGAAAACUGCUUUGACAUAGUGUAUGUCAAUCCUUUAUUGUUUGCAUUGUUUUUUUGUUUUUUUUUUCCAUAAAGUAGUAGUCACUACUGCAUAACAGUGUCUUAUUCACAAGAUAUGAGAUUGAGCCAGACUGAAUUUGAUUUCUAAUGAUGUGAUUUUUAAAAGUACUUACUGAGCCAGUUCAACACUCUAAUGGAGAUAACAUAUUCUUGUGUAUCCACAAAUCCUUCUAGAAAUGUUUUAUGUCAUUGUUAAUAAAGGCUUUUUAA
Messenger RNA from Scatophagus argus, 3250 nucleotides. RefSeq names its product microcephalin 1 (gene mcph1). Gene Ontology annotation, biological process: mitotic cell cycle. The coding region runs from base 170 to 2743 and encodes 857 amino acids. The record is from RefSeq and is a predicted model, not a curated record. The transcript has 16 exons. Lineage: Eukaryota; Metazoa; Chordata; Actinopteri; Scatophagidae.